This is a messenger RNA of Meriones unguiculatus (Mongolian gerbil), 4211 nucleotides long. It is a transcript of the gene Lzts3, whose product is annotated as leucine zipper tumor suppressor family member 3. Gene Ontology annotation, cellular component: dendritic spine. The record is from RefSeq and is a predicted model, not a curated record. The coding region runs from base 241 to 2340 and encodes 699 amino acids. The transcript is spliced from 5 exons. Gene Ontology annotation, biological process: regulation of dendritic spine morphogenesis. NCBI's taxonomy places the organism in Eukaryota, Metazoa, Chordata, Mammalia, Rodentia, Muridae.
CUGGUGGGCGGGCCGGGCGCGGGGCGGGAGGGGCCAAGAGCAGAGCCCGGCCGCGCCGCGCGCCCAGUGGGGCGGGCUUCGGGCUGCGCCAGAGAGCGGGGCAGCUGGCGCCGGUGUCUGAGCCUCUGCGCCGGACUCUGAGGCAGUGAAGGAGAAAACUGUAGUACGGGAUGGCUUGGUCGGCUAGUCCCAAGUCACACAGCUGGUUCUGGCCAAGCCGGGGCUUCGAGAGAGAGCCAUAUGGCCCCUGCAGACCCGGCCUCGGAGGGUCCCAAGCUUGAGGACCCGCCGGCCCCCCACCUCUUUGGACAGUGCCCUUCUGGCUUAGCCAUGGCGAAGCUGGAGACGUUACCUGUGCGCGCUGAUCCAGGGAGGGACCCUCUCCUGGCCUUUGCCCCCCGGCCUUCUGAGCUUGGACCCCCAGAUCCCCGCCUGACCAUGGGCAGUGUGGGUGGUGGGGUGACCCAUGCCCAGGAGUUUCCUAUGAAAAGCGUGGGCACUCGAACAGGGGGUGGGGGCAGCCAGGGCAGUUUCCCUGGCCCAAGAAGCAGUGGUGGUGGGGCCAGGGAGAGACCUGGCCGCUACCCAUCAGAGGACAAGGCUCUCGCCAAUUCUCUCUACCUCAAUGGCGAGCUGCGGGGCAGUGACCACACAGACGUCUGUGGCAAUGUGGUGGGCAGCAGUGGGGGCAGCAGCAGCAGUGGGGGCAGUGACAAGGCCCCACCACAGUAUCGUGAACCCAACCACCCACCCAAGCUCCUGAGCACCUCUGGCAAGCUGGACCAGUGCUCAGAGCCACUAGUUCGGCCAUCAGCCUUCAAGCCUGUUGUACCCAAGAACUUCCAUUCCAUGCAGAACUUGUGUCCUCCACAGACCAAUGGGACCCCUGAGGGACGACAGGGCCCUGCUGGCCUCAAGGGCGGACUGGACAAGUCUCGGACCAUGACCCCAGCUGGUGGGAGUGGGGGUGGCCUCUCAGACUCAGGCCGGAACUCGCUCACAAGCUUGCCCACCUAUAGCUCCAGCUAUAGCCAGCACCUGGCACCCCUCAGUGCUUCCACCAGUCACAUCAACCGUAUUGGCACUGCCGGCUAUAGUAGUAGCAGCAGUGGUGGGGGGUCGGGCUACCAGGAUCUGGGGACCUCCGACAGUGGGCGGGCUUCCAGUAAGAGUGGGUCAUCCUCAUCCAUGGGUCGGUCAGGCCACCUGGGCUCUGGGGAGGGCGGAAGUGGGGGCCUGCCAUUUGCAGCCUGUUCACCACCCUCGCCCAGUGCACUGAUCCAGGAGCUGGAGGAGCGGCUGUGGGAGAAGGAGCAGGAGGUGGCGGCUCUGCGGCGCAGCCUGGAACAGAGCGAGGCGGCCGUGGCCCAGGUGUUGGAGGAGCGGCAGAAGGCCUGGGAGCGUGAGCUGGCAGAGCUCCGGCAAGGUUGCAGCGGGAAGCUGCAGCAGGUGGCCCGCCGCGCCCAGCGUGCCCAGCAGGGCCUCCAGCUGCAGGUGCUGCGGCUACAGCAGGACAAGAAACAGCUGCAGGAGGAGGCAGCCCAGCUGAUGAGGCAGCGGGAAGAGCUGGAGGACAAGGUGGCCGCCUGCCAGAAGGAGCAGGCUGACUUCCUGCCCCGGAUGGAGGAAACCAAGUGGGAGGUGUGCCAGAAGGCCGGUGAGAUCUCCCUCCUCAAGCAACAACUGAAGGACUCACAGGCCGAUGUGUCGCAGAAGCUGAGCGAGAUCGUGGGGCUGCGCUCACAGCUCCGGGAGGGUAGGGCCUCGCUCCGGGAGAAGGAGGAACAGCUGCUCAGCUUGAGGGACUCCUUCGGCAGCAAACAGGCCAGCCUGGAGCUGAGUGAAGGCGAGCUGCCCACCGCCUGCCUCAAGCCUGCGCUGACCCCCGUGGACCUGACCGAGCCGCAGGAGGCGCUGGCCUCCUGUGAGAGCGAUGAGGCCAAGAUGCGCCGGCAGGCUGGGGUGGCAGCGGCCGCUUCCCUGGUUUCCGUUGAUGGGGAGAUGGAUGCUGGGGGAGAGGGUGGGACACGGGCCCUGCGAAGGGAGGUUGGGAGACUGCAGGCUGAGCUGGCAGCCGAGCGGCGUGCCCGUGAGCGCCAGGGUGCCAGCUUUGCAGAGGAACGCCGGGUGUGGUUGGAGGAGAAGGAGAAGGUCAUUGAAUACCAGAAGCAGCUCCAGCUGAGUUACGUGGAGAUGUACCAGCGCAACCAGCAGCUGGAGCGGCGACUACGGGAGCGUGGGGCAGCAGGGGGUGCCAGCACGCCUACUCCGCAGCACGGAGAGGAGAAGAAAGCCUGGACCCCCUCCCGCCUGGAGCGCAUCGAGUCCACAGAAAUCUGAUUCUCUAUCCGAGUGCACAACCUUCCGACUUGCGCCCUGUCUGAAGGUCGGAGUCACCACUAUUCCCUUCCAUUCAUUUCCCUUCCCCACGUGUGCUGCAUAUCCCCAGACCAAAGAGGUUCUCAAAGCAGCUGUGACCAGCCCCCUUGUUGUCCCUGUCCACGCAGCUCCAGCACUGCCACUCCAGACCCUCCUGCCAAGGAGAGCAUGGGGGAGGGCAGAGUGCGACGGGCCGAGGUCCCCGCAGGGAGCGUGCUCCCUUUCUGGGAAGCCUGUUGUUGGAGAUGGAGGCAGCAGGCUCGCAUUGCCAGGAAGUACCCCAGCCCCCCUCCUCGGAUCUUGGGCUGCUGCUGCUGGCCACCUUGUGUCCAGUGCUACUGUCUGUGCUCUCCUCCUGGGCCACCCGGCCUGAAGGAGCCUGCAGGGGUCUACCAUUGCUGGCAGACCCGAGGCUCCUAGUCUCUCUCCUACAUGUGGUAUUCCUUCCUUCCCCAGGCAGAUAGGUAGAAGUGGGAGCAGAUGGCCUGCCUGUGGUUGAGAGGGCUACCUGCCCAGCCCCUCCCCCACCAAGGUAUCUUGGACCCGGGCCCCAUAGCCUGGACUAGUCCUGAGCAUGUGUCCCUCUCUGUGUACUGAGGGAGGUGAGAGCUGAGGCCGGAAGCUGAGUCUCCAGGGAAGAUCUGCCUUCCUAUUCUCGGGAAAGGUCCCCUGGAGGCUUCUCAGCCCCACCCUCACCCUCUGGCCAGGAUCCUCCGAGGCUACAUUCCUCCCCCCCCCCCCCUUGAUUGACCCCACCAUACCCAGGGUCGCUGCUCAGCUCUGAUUAUAGCUAUGAGUGCCACCUGCCUCUUAGGUAUUGUUUGCUCCAUUGCUGCAGUCAGAUGAAUGUCUGAUGUCUUCCUGUGUUUUCCCUCACGCUCUCCCGCUGGCCUCCCGCUUUUCAUGCGCACAUCAUCUUCCCAGGCUGCCUUUUUCUUCCUUUUCUCCCAGCAGAAAGCUCUGCUUCACUUUUGGUGCACUGCUCACUCCCCGGCUCCCCAAGUCUGAGCCUGGGGCCCUUGUUUUGAGGGGCCGUUCAGGGUUGGAUGUGACUGCCUCUGAAGAACAAGGCUGAUGGGAGAGGACCACUGACCCUUGGGCUCCUUGCCAGAUUCUUGAGCUGGCUUGUUUGUCCGGGCAGGGAUGGCUGGUAUGGUCAUCAGUAUGGGUUGCGACAGUCAAUGUCGAUUCCUUCUCUAGGAUCUCUCAGAUUCUCAUCUCCCCAAGACAGGCAGGGAAAUUCUAAUGUCUCUUUUAAGAAAGUAAAUUUCCAAUUCACCAGCAAUAACAAUCAGAGGAGACUUGGCCCUCAGUCCUUGUAUUUCUCCUUUUCACUCUCUCUUCCACCCCCAAGAUAGAAUUUUGGGGUCAGGAUGGAGAGAGUUGGUAACUACUGUGAGCAAGUCCCCCAAUCCCUGACCAGCCUCCUCCCACGACUGGUGACUGUUUAACAAGCUGUGCACCCCCACAAAGCGGGAGUGCCCUAUCUGUGGCCCCCAACCCUCUGCACAGCUCCUUCUAGGUGGUCCUCAACAGGUUUUUGACCUUGAUUGGAGGCCACUGUGACAACCACUGCCCAUCCCUCUAAUCCCUCACUGCACCUGCUCCAGACCCUGAGCCUGGUCCACAAGGACUGGGAAAAGGCAUUAAAACAAAACAAAACAAGAUGGGGAGGGGGGAAAGAAAAAUACGAACAGCUUUGGAAUGUCCAACCACAAAUAAAUUAUAUAUAAAUAUAUAAAUAUAUAUAUAUAUAUCUACCAUAUGUGAUGGAAAGAGUUUUCAUUUUCCUUUCCCAGAGAAAUAAAAUGGAGAAACCCUCUUGGAUGGCA